Molecule: messenger RNA, 1938 nt
Organism: Epithele typhae
Lineage: Eukaryota; Fungi; Basidiomycota; Agaricomycetes; Polyporales; Epitheliaceae
Exons: 8
Coding region: 1-1938 (645 amino acids)
Biological process (GO): protein phosphorylation
Molecular function (GO): protein kinase activity
Source: RefSeq, a predicted model, not a curated record
AUGGCCGCGCACGCGGCAUCGCGAACAUCUCACGCACCCUUCGCGAAGGUCGAAGGAGAAAUCUCCACUGGCGUGCGGCACACACGUGUCUCGAUCCACGGCAGCGACGACACGCGUACGGUACCGCUCGUUGCUGCCAACCUCGGGUUCCGUGGACCAGUCGCUCGAAAUCGAUCACACCUUCCUCCUCCGGCCCCUACUCGACGCUCGACCGGCGCAGCCAAGUGGGGUCGCGUUCCAGUGUCCGCGACGGCGCUCGCGCUCGGCGAUGGCGCACCCGCCCUUGCCUUCAUCGCCGUCUUUGCCGGCUCUGGCGUCGCGCGCGCCUCCGCCCGCGUUCGCUCGCGCGUCUCCCCCGCUCCGUCCGUGUGCUUCGGCCCCAUCGGUGCGGGGCUCUCGCUGCGUCUACCGUCGUCUCGUGCGCCGUGCGGAGGUACCCAGAUAUUUCUGCACAUGCGGCACUUGUUCCGCGGACGGGUCGCUCGACGUUGCCAAAUGGCUUACCAGCCCACGAUGCCCUCCCGUCCCUCCACUUCCGUCCAGCGUCCUCACAACUUCCUUGACCAGAAUUUACCGUGGUCCCCGCCCACGAUGGAGCAGAUAGCGCCUCGAGACAUGCAGGCGGCGACCCGGCUCGUGUCCCAGACUUCAAGGCCUCACAUGCACAUCCGGCCGACGAUGGCCCUGCAACGCCGCUACCUCUUCGAGGCGCAGCGCACGUUCCGGUUCGGGCGCAACCCCCACCGUCUCAAUGACGUGGUGCUCGACAAUGGCUCGCGGGCGAUCAGCCUCGUCUCUGGCGGAGACUUGCUCGAAGGUAUCACCAACGCAGACCGCGGGCUGCGGGCCGAGACGCAGCGGAUCACCUACCGGAUCUACGGAGUCCUUUCCCGCGUGCACGAUCAAGGAAUCAUUCACCGCGACCUGAAGCUCGAGAACAUUGUCCUGAAGGACCAGUACCCGCCGACUGGGGGCUGGCGAAGACGAUGGGUUCCCAGACGAUCCUCGAGGAAGGGUGUGGUCAAUGUACAGCUGGACGUGAUAGUCUUUGCCGUGUGCGUCCGUCCGAGCGCCGCGAUCGACCCAACGCCGGCCGCGCGCUGGUCAGUCCCUAUCCUCAGGCACAUGCAGGGCACCCCGUCCGACGCAGACCUACCGAGCACACCAUCAUCAUUACCAGCCAGGUGCAGUGGAUGCUUCUGUGCGAGUGGGACGUCAGCGAGCAGGCCCAUCCGCGCGCUCCUCGCGUCUUCCUCGAGCGAGCGCAUGUCGCUCGUGCUGAACCACCCUUGGCUCGCGACCUAUGCGGAGCUCGGAGGCGCGCCCCAGCCGCUCCCCGCGACCCCGCCCCGGGCCGCGUCGACGCGCUCCACGGCGGGCUCGCUCACGUCCCUCGACAACCCGAGCCCCACCCUUGCCGUGCACCCAUCGUCGCCUGAGCGCGUGGUGAUCCCGGUGCGCGACGCCCACACUGACGGGGUCAGGGACGGCCACGCGCUGUCAAGCGCGCGGUCCGCCGCGAGCGAGGGGAGCCGGCGCGGCAGGCUCCAGCGGCGUUCGAAGGCGCUGUUGCGGGUGCGCGCGGCAGGCGGGCGAGGACUUCCCGGCGCCGUCGCAGGACAUGCGUGGGCGGGCGGUGGAGGCUCUGGGCGGGGGCCGGUGGAGGAGCCCGAGCCUCACGCGAUGAAGGAGGCUACCCCAGCGCGAGAAAACGAAACACUCAAAGACGACACACCCGUCGGGAAAGCGGCGGCGUCGUGGCUGCUCAAAGUGGCGAAGCGCAAGUCACUGCCUGAGGAGAGUGACAAUGAAGGAGAUGGAGAAGUGGUGUCGCUGCUGCCGCAGACGCAGGCGCGGGAGCAGGAGGACUCUGAUCAAGGGGGGUCACCGCAUGUGGCGAAGCGGCUGGGGAUGGAGCUGUCGAUAUCUAUCGCGUAG